This is a messenger RNA of Ceutorhynchus assimilis (cabbage seed weevil), 1386 nucleotides long. The record is from the annotation of a GenBank genome assembly. Lineage: Eukaryota; Metazoa; Arthropoda; Insecta; Coleoptera; Curculionidae.
CGCGUCUUGUUAUACCCAUAAGUUGUAUUCCUUUCAAGAGUUUGGAACACUCCAGCUACUCGCUCUGGUUUUAGUCGACCCCGAUUUUAAAAGGAGAGAUGUGGGGUGCAACCUGAAUAAGAUUCAAAUCAAUACAUGACUUCAAACCCAAAAUUGGAAUACUAUUUUCCAUUGUAUUGACAAAAAAUGAGGUGCACCCUUGGUACAACCUUUUCGAAAGGAAUAAGCGCGUAACGCCCCGGAGCUGUUCCGGAGGUCCUCCUAGGUGUGAAAGGAAUACAUCUAUUGCUGUGCCCAUUGGUUUUAGAAAGGCGGAACCAAAGUUUAUAGUGUAACCUUGCUCCUUAUUAAGUACGAGUACGACGCUCCACACCGCACACAUCACACAUCACACGUCAUCAUCAUAUUACACAAGUUAUCGAACGCAGCCGGGAACAAGUGGUUUGUUUUAAUUCUUGAUUGACAUCUUUUUUUGUUAUGAUUUUUUUAGUAAAGUGAUAAAAGUUGGUAAAGUAGGGGAAAAGGCAAAGUUCAAGUUUUUAACUAUCAUUGUUGCUUGAAUAAUUACUGUUCAGUGCUGAUAGUGCGUUUUUUGCAUUUUAAUUUUAUUACUUGUUUUUAAUUUCCCUUGAAUCCGUCCAACUAUGUCCCUCUCAAAACCCAUUAUCAGUGCUUUGAGUUUCUACUUUAGCCAGUUGUAUGAGCACCCAUUAAGGACUAAAGCAGUUAGCUGUUGUGUUGUAGCAUUAGCUGGCAACUUUGCUUCGCAGACAAUCGCUGGGUCCAAAGUCAUCGAUUUACAGACCCUUGGAGUUUAUGGCGUAUAUGGACUUUUAUUUGGAGGAACCAUUCCACAUUACUUCUACUCCUUCCUAGAACGGGCAGUUCCCGAUGAAGCGUCCUUUGCCAUUGCCAAAAGAUUAUUUUUGGAAAGAUUAGUAUAUUCUCCAUUAUACCAGGCAUUUGCUUUAUACACCCUUGCAAGAUUAGAAGGAAAAGACCAUGACACUGCUGUUAAACAAUUGAAAGAUCUAUAUUUCACUGUCGUUACUUCUAGCUGGAAAUACUUGACCCUUUUGCAAUUGUUGAAUGUCAGCGUUGUGCCUCCAAUGCUAAGAGUAUUAGUAGUCAAUCUAAUAGGCUUUUUCUGGACAAUUUACAUAGCAAACAAAAGACGCCAACAAGAAGCUAAAAAUUCUAAAAAGUAGAAUAAAGUCAAUUCUUGGUUGGUAUGCCUCUUCACUAUAAGUUAUGGUUUGUGAAACGGGGAUAUGGGUUAUGCCUAUAAUUGUUUUUAUUUUUUUUUUAAGUAAUGUUACUUUUAACUAUUAUGUGGUAUUAGUUAUUAAUCUUAUAAAAUUAAAUACAUUUUUCAAAUAAAUUGAA